Molecule: messenger RNA, 2748 nt
Organism: Anisakis simplex (herring worm)
Lineage: Eukaryota; Metazoa; Nematoda; Chromadorea; Rhabditida; Anisakidae
Source: the annotation of a GenBank genome assembly
AUGUUAAGCAUUGAGACGAGUCGCUUCUCACUUCCGCCUGUCGAACCAAUAUUCUUGACAUGGCAAAAUUUGAGAGUGGUAACGAAACGGGGAAAUCGUUUGCUGUUGGACAAUGUUAUGGGAGUUGCACAGCCAGGACAGUUGAUCGCUCUGAUGGGUGCUAGUGGUGCUGGUAAGACAACAUUGUUGAACGCGUUAUUGCAAAGAAACAUCAAAGGCUUAGACAUUGAAGGAACAAUUUUGGUCAAUGGACAAGAGAUCGGUCGAAAAAUAACCAAGGUAAUGACCGAAUUGGAUUUGAAAAAUUGUGAAUCGUCACGGAUCGGUGUUGAAGGUAUUAAGAAAGGUAUUACGAGUGGUGAAGCUAAGCGACUAUCGUUUGCCACUGAGAUUCUCACAAAUCCUUCGUUACUUUUUGCUGAUGAACCAACUACCGGCAUUGACUCUUAUAUGGCUUUUCAAGUCGUUAAGGUACUCGAACGACUGGCAUGCGAAUGUCGAAAGACGAUAAUUUGUACGAUACAUCAACCAUCUUCGGAGGUUUUCGAGAUGUUCGAUCGUGUUGUGUUCCUUGCGAAUGGCGGUGUUGCUUUCUUAGGAUCACCCGCCGAAGCAGUGCAGUUUUUUGGUGAGUGCGGCCACCCAGUUCCAGAACACACGAACCCGGCUGAAUUCUUCAUUCAGACACUUGCAAUCGUUCCUGGUGAUGAAGACCGAUGCAUUCAACGUGCUGAUGGCCUAAAAGCAGCCUUUCUUGUUUCAAAAUUCGCCAAAAAAGUACAACUCCAAUGUGAAUUGAGCAACCAGGAAGCAGCUGUAGAGCUUGUCGAACGAGGAAAGGCAUCCUUACUCAUGUUGACAAUGACACUGUUUAUGCGAGCACUACUUGACAACUGGCGCAAUCCAUCGCUUGUGCGCGCAAAAAUGAUACAAAAAUGUGUGAUGGGUAUUUUUCUUGGAUUCUUGUAUUUCCAAACAGAUAUGACACAAGAUGGAGUUAUAAACAUAAAAGGUGCAUUAUUCUACUACAUAAGCGAAUUGACAUAUUCAACGUUAUUUGGUAUUCAGUCGUUCAUGCCUGGUGAUUUUCCGUUAUUAGUAAGAGAAUAUCAUGACGGUAUAUAUCCAGUUGCGUGCUACUACAUUGCUAAGGUGUUUUCAUAUUUGCCAAUAUUCACUGUGGAUGGUAUGAUAAUGGUAAUAGUGAGCUAUUGCUUGAUUGGACUGAGUACAAAAAUUGGUACAUUUUUAAUUACAUUGAUGGUAUGUGUGUUGGUUGAAUGGUCAGCAGCUAGCGUUGGUAUUAUGAUAAGUUCUGUAAGUUAUUCCAUCACUUGUGUUUGUACCUGUAUAUCAAUUUCUGUGUCACCAUCAUACGCAGUCGCUGUAUCGUUAUCCGGCCCAUUGUUAGCGGUAUUCUCGAUCACUGGUGGAUUAUACACAAACAUUAGGAUGAUUCCUGAAUGGAUUCGUUGGAUUCAAUAUUUCAGUUGGUUUCGGUUCGGUUAUGAGUCAUUAAUAACAAACGAAUUUCAACGUUUCACCAACAUUACUUGUUUGUUGGACAGUGGGAAGAUUGCCAAAUUAGGAGUCGGUUUCAUGUCAGCGAAAUAUUUAGUGGUGGAGGGUUUAGUGCCUCAAAAUUCAAAUCAGGUCCUUCAGAUUACCAUAAUAAAUAGAGUGGAAAUACUGGAAUUUUUUGAACGUAUAGCUGAUUAUUGCGACAAAGGUGUCAACGAUAUACCACUGACGUUCUUGCUGGGUUUCUUUGUGAGUAUUGUAAUACAGCGAUGGAAUGACGCAUUCAAGAAUAUGGGUUAUUUGUCGAAUCAAGCAAUCCACAUAAGUAAUUUCAUACUGGGUGAUGAUGAUGACUCACGCUUGAUACGUCGUACUGUAGCUCGUUAUCUUUGCUUAGCACAAGUGAUCGUCUUCAGGGAUUUGAGCAUUCGUGUUCGAAAACGUUUUCCCACUAUGGAAAGUAUCGUGAAAGCAGGCAUGUGUUUCAUUGUUUCAUUCCCCAGUGAUCUCUCAAAACGAUUACUGACCACACCGGUCGUUUUUCUUGCAUGUUUCAUGAUGGAACAUGAAAAGGCCAAGUUUGAUUCGUACAAAUGUGAUUAUGAUAAAUACUGGGUGCCUAUCAACUGGGCAUUUGCGCUCGUCAUUAGAGCUCGAAAGGACGACAAAAUUUUGGCUGAUACGUAUGCUGUGAAGAUAUGUGAUGAAAUUCGAGCAUAUCGUGAUAGUCUGCAAAUGUUAUGCAAUUAUGAUUGGGUGGAAAUACCACUGGUUUAUCCACAGGUUGUCUUUCUCUCAGUUCAUACUUACUUCUUCGUUUGUCUCAUUGGACGUCAGUUCAUCAUUGGUGUUGAUGCACCAAACCACAGUCAAAUCGAUAUAAUAUUUCCAAUAAUGACAAUGUUACAAUAUUUAUUUUUUGUUGGUUGGAUGAAAGUCGCCGAAAGUCUGCUGAAUCCGUUCGGUGAAGACGACGAUGAUUUUGAAUGCAAUUUCUUGAUCGAUCGAAAUUUCGCGACAAGUUUGUGCAUUGUUGAUGAAGCGCAUGAUGACGUGCCUCCAUUGGAAAAGGAUCUGUUCUGGUCGAGUGGUGACAUUGAACCGUUAUAUCUGAAGGAUUCUAAUCCAGCUCCGGUCAACCCUAUGAUUGGCUCGGCUGCUCGUGCUGCUGGGUAUUGCCUUCUUUAUUUACUCACUUGCAUAUUUAUUCAUUCGUUCACACAUUAA